Akanthomyces muscarius is the source of this 996-nucleotide messenger RNA. RefSeq lists its product as uncharacterized. The transcript is spliced from 2 exons. Bases 1 to 996 code for a protein of 331 amino acids. Gene Ontology annotation, cellular component: nucleus. Gene Ontology annotation, biological process: kinetochore assembly; mitotic sister chromatid segregation. NCBI's taxonomy places the organism in Eukaryota, Fungi, Ascomycota, Sordariomycetes, Hypocreales, Cordycipitaceae. The record is from RefSeq and is a predicted model, not a curated record.
AUGGCGUCGUCUGAGGAUAGCGCUCAUGCCAACAAUCUGGAAUACACACUCAAAGAGCUACGGCGAGAAAUACGAGACCGGGAGCAGCAACUGAAUAUCUUGCGCGCCUCACAAGAAGAGGCCGCUAUCGCCCCCAUAGCUCAAGUCCAGGUCAUUACUGCUGCGCUUGAACAAGUCACAAAUGCAGAGCCGUUUGUCCCCAUCGCGGGCUCAAUACUGCCCUCAUUAAUAGCCAUGCGCAAAACACACGCCGUUAUAUCAGAGUCAAAUGCACUGGUGACAGAGCAAGCCAAAUCACAGGAAGCGCAAAACAAGCAGCUAGAAGCAGACCGCGCCGCCCUCAAAGACCAAAAUCUCAUCCACGAGGCCCUCACGGCGCGAAUAGCGUCGCUGCAAGAGGAGCUGAGCGCCAAUACCGAGGUGACGCAUGAAGAUGCCGUGAGCGAGAAGCGGGCGGAGCUCAAGCGCAAGGCCAAGGACUACAACACAAGGAAACGACAGCUCAUGAUUGACCUCCUGGGGUUUAUGGAGCGUGAGCUCGCGCCGCUACUGGUGGCCGAGGAAAUGGGCGGGCCGGUGGUGGGAGACUUGAUGGACGUCGACCCCGGCGACCUCGCCGCUGGCUUUACCGCGCAGGGCAAGCUGAGACGGACGGGCAAGGGCGACGCGGGACGGGACAAGGGGCAGCGGCGCAUCGACGAAAUCUGGGGCAACAGAAGGGAAGAUGGCGACGCGCGGCGGCGCUCAGGAGGCGACAACCAGCGAAGACGGCCUCUGAACGAUGUGGAGGCGGCAGCAGAGGAGAUGCGCUGGCUCACCGAGCAGCUCCUCAACAAAAUGACAGAGGCGGCGGGCAACACAGAGGACGCGUACGUGACCAUCGGCCGCGAGUCCGCGGCCGUUCGGUUCCUGAUUCGGUCCAAAGUCGCUCAAUACCACCCAAGAGAUAUUUCACGGAUAAAAUUGAUUGACUUUGGCAGAGAAUUAGAGGAAUGA